Molecule: messenger RNA, 396 nt
Organism: Linum tenue
Lineage: Eukaryota; Viridiplantae; Streptophyta; Magnoliopsida; Malpighiales; Linaceae
Source: the annotation of a GenBank genome assembly
AUGGAGCUACCAGAUGUCGAAGACAAUGGUACCAAGAGAAAGCUCAACGAGGAAGAGAUUCUCGGCUUGUGCUUCGAGUUCCUCGACGCAGGGACUGACACGACUGCUAUAGCAUUGGAGUGGAUCAUGAUCGGGUGGGAUCCUGAGGUCUGGGAGGAUCCCAUAGCGUUCGAGCCGGAGCGAUUCCUAGAAACUGGUGGCGGCGAGUUCGAUUUUACCGGAAUCAAGGAGAUCAGGAUGAUUCCAUUCGGAGGUGGAAGAAGGAUGUGUCCUGGGUAUACCCUGGACAUGUUGCAUCUCGAGUACUUUAUGGCCAAUCUUGUGUGGAACCUCAAGUGGGAAACUGCAGGGGAGGUUGAUCUUUGGAAGAAACCCGAGUUUCAGGGACAGAGCUAG